AAGUCAGAGCAGGCUCAGGCGCGGACCAGACUUGACGUGAGUCUCAGGACUUCAGGGGCGUUCAGGAGGCUGCCAGCUUCCUGGAGCCGUCCCUAGCCCGAGCCCCGCGUUCCUAAGCCUGUGCCCGCGGGGCGGCUCCGAGCCACUUUCGGUUAGGCGUUCGAGGCGAGCCCGCGAGCACCUGACAGCCGGGCCCGGAGGUCUCGCGAGACCCGUGCGCUGCGCGAGCACGACCGGCGUCUUUGGAGUAGCCUGGGCGGGAGUGGCGCGAUGGACGAGGAUCUGGUGGUUGCCCUGCGGCUGCAGGAGGAGUGGGACGUGCGCGCGGCGGCGCGGGAGCCCGUGUCGUUGGUGGAUUCGUCCUGGGAGCUGGUGGACCCCACCCCGGACCUGCAGGCGCUCUUCUUGCAGUUUAACGACCGCUUCUUUUGGGGUCAGCUGGAGGCGGUGGAAGUGAAGUGGAGUGUGCGCAUGACACUGUGUGCUGGGAUUUGCACCUAUGAAGGAAGAGGAGGAAUGUGUUCCAUCCGUCUCAGUGAGCCCCUUCUAAAACUGAGACCAAGAAAGGACCUUGUAGAGACUCUUUUGCAUGAAAUGAUCCAUGCCUACUUAUUUGUCACUAAUAAUGAUAAAGACCGGGAAGGACAUGGCCCAGAGUUCUGCAAACAUAUGCAUCGAAUCAACCAACUGACAGGAGCCAACAUAACGGUCUACCACACUUUCCAUGACGAGGUGGAUGAGUACCGUCGGCACUGGUGGCGCUGCAAUGGGCCCUGCCAGCACAAACAGCCCUACUAUGGCUAUGUGAAGCGAGCAACCAACAGGGCACCGUCUGCCCAUGACUACUGGUGGGCUGACCACCAGAAAACUUGUGGAGGCACCUACAUAAAAAUCAAGGAGCCAGAGAACUAUUCAAAGAAAGGCAGAGGAAAGACAAAACCAGGCAAGCAGCCAGCCUCAGCAGUGGAGACUAAAGACAAGCCGUCCAGAGGGGAGACCCAGCCACUCAUUCCAUUCAGUGGAAAAGGGUAUGUUCUUGGAGAUACGAGUACUUGUUCUUCACCUGGGAAGUUGAACACCUCAUACAUGGUUAAUGAAGCCAAAGGUCUCUCAAGUCAAGAUCAUUCAGCAAGUGCCUUGAGACUCAAUUCCAACAUUGAGGUGAAAUGUGAACAGAAUGGUUUCCCAAGUAAAAAAACUCAUCUGGUCUCCCCUGUUCCCACUGCUAGUCACCAAAGUGUCCUGAGCAGCUAUUUCCCCAGAGUCUCUGUUGCCAACCAAAAGGCUUUCAGAAAUGUGAAUGGAUCCCCAGUAAAGAGUGGGACAAUUGAGGAUGGCACUAAGCAUUCAGCCUCAUCCGAUUCUCAGAGAAAGGUUCCACCUUCCAGAGCGUCCCUGAGAAAUGCCUCCAAAGUCAUGGCAUCUGCAACUGUGACAUCCUCAUCCAUAUCCCAAGAGGAGAGUGGGUCUGAAGACCAGUUCCCAAAUAAGCGACCCAGGUUGGAGGACAGGAUUGCUUUGGAUAGUAUCAACAAGGAGCAAACACAGAGUGAUGGUGGUGAUCUUCAGAAUAGCUCACGGCCCACAGCCACCAGCACAGUUCAGAAUUCAAGCAGCUCAUGCAGUCAGCGACGGCUGGUCAACUGUCCAGUUUGUCAGAGUGUAGUUUUGGAGUCACACAUCAAUGAGCACUUGGACCGCUGCCUGGAAGGUAACAAAACCAAUCUCCGACCUCGAAGAGUCUGAAAUGGAGUGGGUCCCACACCACAUGUUGGCUUAUGGUGGUGUUGCCCUCCAGGUGAAGGAACUGUGGGUUACAGCCAGGCUUAUUACACCAACAGUGUUCUGUUUUACAUACACAUAGUGAGCAGUUGAGUCUGCCUCUCCAUCCAGGUGUGAUGCUCCGACCCUAUAGUUCCAGGUACUCAGGAAGCUGAGGCAGAUCAUCGCUUGAGCCCAUGACCCUGGGUAAUGUAGGGAGUUGCUGUCAUCCUGUGUGUCAAGGUGCUGUGUUCACCCGUGCCUUACCAGGACUUUGGCUCAGUUUUUCCUGUAGAAAUGUAUGAUUUUAGGUACUUUUGUUCUCCCUUGUUUUUGAAGGUUUUAGAGUAUUUUUAUUUGUAUAGUCUUAAGAUAGUCUUAUCAGGAGUCCCGACAGUCAAAUACUUUUAAUAUUAAGGUUCAUUCUUUGAGCUGAUGUUAAUCUUUGACAUCAGAUUCUUUGUCCAGACUGUAUGAAACAUAGUAGUUGUUCUAAAAGUACUCAGAGGUCUUUUUUUCUUUUUUUUUUCUCAGAAUCGUAGCAGUAAAUAAGCUUUCUGUAUUUUAAAAGAAUUUACUUUCUACAUAAAGGUGGUAGCGAAUUUUAAAGACUUCUAUAUUUUCAGUAUAAAAAAUAUAUAUAUAUAUAUAAAAUAUAAUCUGUCCCACCUUUACUAAAAAGUGGCAGCAGAUUUUAAAGACCCUCCUGUAUUUAAAAGAAUUUUCUAACUCCUUACAGCUCAUGCUUAAAAUCCCAGCACUUGGGAGGCUGAGGCAGGAAGAUGGCUGUGGGGUUUAAAGCCAGCUUGGGCUUACGUUCCAGCCUCGGCUAUAGUGAGACCAUGUCUACAAAACAAAACAAAACAUUUUUACCUCUGUCCCAUCUAUAUGUGUCAAAAGGUGGCAGCAGAUUUUAGAGUAAAGUAGAUACAGAAUAUAUAGUACAGUUUUGGAAUGUUACAGCGGUUACUCAGUUCUGCAGGCCAGAUUUGAUGGGGACUUAAGUGAAUCGUUAAAACUUGGUGCUAAAAAGUAACUGAUAUAUUAACAUCUCACAAAGCUGCCCACUUCCCUGGAGAGCAGAAAGAUGUACAGAAGCAGCACUGUGAACUCUGUGCCAUGUGAGAAACAAAAGCACUAUUAUCCGAGCACUGGGAAGUUCUUGCUUCAUCUUUCCAUGUUCAGCAGAGGGACACAGAUACUUGGCUCAGUUUGUCUUAUGGCUGUCCCUCCACCUGGCUGACGUUGCUGCAAGGUCAUUUAUACAUUGUAAGGUGCACAAAUUUUGUGAGCAUCUGGGUGAACCUGGUUUGCCUGGUGUUCCACUGUGUAACUUCCCCCAUUACCUCCCCAAGAGGGGCUGGGGGAGUCCUGUUGUAGUUGUCUCUUUAGAGUGCCUACCUUCUCCAUCCCCAAAGGUCACAGUUUACCAGAGAGUGUGAAGGUAGUGUCUUUGUUACUGUGUGUAAACGUUCAUUUUCAUUCCUCUGUAGAAUUUAAAGAUACCCGAAGUUUCCCCCUCACCCCAUUGGUGAACCAUUGGAAGUAUCCCAGUGCAGGGCUAAGUAAUGCUGACACACCCACUCGGGAGUGGAACUGGUCUCAGGGCGUCUCUGUGUUCAGCUCCAUCAAACUCUGAAUUCCCUCCUUCAGCAGUGUACAAGUGUCAACUUUUCAGCAUUCUUGACAGGAUCUUUAGUCUGUCAGGUUGGAAAACAAGUUUUGAUAUUUCUUAAAGCAUGAAGUUCAAUAGUAUUAAAUGUUUUUAUAUAAAUGGCUAUUAAAGUUUUGUGUUUGAAUAUAUGCCAUAUUUUUAUCAAUUUAACAGGUUAUAAGCAAUUAAAUAUUUUCUGAGCCAAACUGCAUGAAGUUCUAGGGCUAUGAAGUAAGUGGUAGUUCAUGCCUUUCAGGAGCUACAUCCUCGGAAGGGGAAAGAUGUAGAUUAAUCUCAGGGCCCUAUAAUAGUGCUGGGACAGGGUUCCACCCUGGCACUGUUUUUUAGUGAAUUGAGUUAGCUUGUUAAAUGGGAAGGGCCUCAGUAGGCAGGGAGGUAUCUGGGCACAUCCUGUGUGAGAUGCAGGAGGAAGAGUGCAGAUAGACAGGCCUAGCCAGCAUAAGGGUGGGAUACGGCUGCCGUGUUCUCCAGUCCUCUGUGCAGUGCCAGUUGAUACAGGGCAGGAGGGAAAGAGGAUGAGCUAGGUGCAGAAAGUACCUAGGUGCAGUUGGGAGGCAACAUCAGGUUCUGAAAUGCUGGAGAGAAAGUGGAAAUUUAGUGAGCCCAUACUUGUUAGAGAAAACUUGCCCCUAAGAAUAGUUAUCCCUGUAUCUGUCAUUUAUAUUUACAUUUAUUUAUCAGUGAAACGUGCUCCAUUUUGUUAGUAUUCUUUGGAAGCAAAUUUCUAACCUCACAGUGGAGCUAAAGUUGGUUCAGCUCCCCACUGUAGGGCCACAGCCAUAGGUUCUGUUUCUAUAGAAACUUGUCUUUACACCCCAGUGCCAUGCUGGUUAACAAAGCAACAUGAGAAACCUUUAGUUGGCUUUGGCCAACUGUGCACACACACUGUGCACAUACUCAGAUCUUAACUGGGAUCAGAGGUAAAUGGGAAAACACUAACUGAAACCUCAUCUUCUCCCAUUGUUCCAAAGCUCUAAGGUUGUAUUUUUUUCAAAGAUUUAGAGAAUUUAAAAAUAAAUGAAUGUUUUGACGUAAAGCGA
Molecule: messenger RNA, 4476 nt
Organism: Peromyscus californicus insignis
Lineage: Eukaryota; Metazoa; Chordata; Mammalia; Rodentia; Cricetidae
Gene: Sprtn
Product: SprT-like N-terminal domain
Exons: 5
Coding region: 271-1746 (491 amino acids)
Biological process (GO): DNA repair
Cellular component (GO): nucleus
Molecular function (GO): metalloendopeptidase activity; polyubiquitin modification-dependent protein binding; single-stranded DNA binding
Source: RefSeq, a predicted model, not a curated record